This is a messenger RNA of Morchella sextelata, 2121 nucleotides long. RefSeq lists its product as uncharacterized. Gene Ontology annotation, molecular function: protein serine/threonine kinase activity; ATP binding. Gene Ontology annotation, cellular component: cytoplasm. The transcript is spliced from 8 exons. Bases 1 to 2121 code for a protein of 706 amino acids. Gene Ontology annotation, biological process: peptidyl-serine phosphorylation; autophagy. The record is from RefSeq and is a predicted model, not a curated record. NCBI's taxonomy places the organism in Eukaryota, Fungi, Ascomycota, Pezizomycetes, Pezizales, Morchellaceae.
AUGUCUGUGCCCUUCACGUUUCCUUCUUCCUGGGUCCCCGACAUCCCGAGCCAUCCAGGUUCAAAAGUUGCAUGCAAGCUUCGAUUCAUCGACUAUAUUGAGCGGCAAAGACCUAGCCUUCGCAAGUUCUAUAAUGACGAAUCACUCGACGAACCGGCUGGCCGCGCCGCUAGAAUGAUCUGUGCCCUGUGUGUCAAAGGAUGUAGAUUAGAAACGGCGGUACAACUAUCGCUUCUUGCGUUAUAUGACCUGAGGCUGCUGAUUGAUUGGUACCAGGAAAAACCGGGUCCCGGCAUUGGGGGGCCAAUGUUUCCUCACAUUGACUCUCUCUAUAUUAGGUUCAUUAUCGAGAGCGUGUCAGAAAUCUACGACGACGCCAGCCUAAAGGGAGUUUCCUCAGUCCAAUUUGUUGGCCAUUCCCCGGAAUAUCAGAAUGUGACAGGGGGCGAGAUAGUUGAUCUGCUUAGGGACGUAAACUCAAAGCUUAUUGGACCUAUUGAGGGCGCGGGUGAGAAGUUAGUAGAAGCAGUGGGACUGGAUAGGGGGAGUUCAGGUUUGGUCGAUAGGCCACUACUCAUACUGGUACUGUGUCGUACGGAAAUCGAAGACGAGGAAGAUAAGGCCUUUCAUUGGCCGCGUAUCAGAAGCGCCCUGCGAGCACAGAAACGAGGUGGUGGUCGGUGGGCUAGGAAGGUUUUUAUCUCAGCGGCAGAGGUGGGAAGAGGUAUGACAAAGCUAUUCUCCGGGAAAUCAUGGACUCAUGUACAGCAAUACUCUCAGAUCCGGUAUCUACUUCUCGGAUAUCUACCGGAGCCUCAUUUAUUCACGGACAUGGAUAUUCCGGUUCUUGAGGAGUAUAUCAGAGUCCGUACACACCUAGGCCUGGGAUUCGAUGAAAUGGAGAGAGACAAUCCAUCUACUGCUGAAACUUUAACCAUAGAUACGCAAAAACUGGACAUAAUGACGCAGAUCGAAAUCCUAGGACUAUUACCAUCGAAGGCUAUAGAAGAGAAAAAUGCCUUAUUUGAUGCCUUAUUUGAUUGCGAUGUAGGCGCAGUCGUCCAGCCCCCGCCGACUGACCACGAAACCUCUUAUCUCCGCCACCUACGUAAUGCUUCACCGUUUACCCAGCAUGACAUGUUCAUGUUGGAAACAAUAUUCGAUGAUGAUACUUCAUCAGUUUUACAUCGGCCGCAAGAGAACCUUCAUCUGCACAGGGUUUGCGAGGUCUCAGUCAACAGGCGGUGGUUCGAUGAGAGAGAUAUCGGGAGUGGUGCUUUUGGCACCGUUAAAUUACAGGUCAGCUCUGACGGACACACACGUGCGGUGAAACGUAUUCACAGACCAGAUUCCAAAGAGAGGGAGGUGAAGGCUCUGGCCAAGGUUGCCGAUAGGGACGAUCUAUUUGUGAGAUUUCUUGGAUGGUACAGGGAUAAGCAUUCCUGCCUUUACAUCACAAUGGAAUAUCUCGAGCACGGAGAUCUUAGCAUAUACCUCAAAACGCAUGGCCGCGUUCCUGAAGGGACGAUUCUUAACAUCAUCACACAGGUACUUCAUGGGCUUGUAGUUCUACAUGAGCGCAAUAUCUGUCACAGGGAUCUAAAGCCCCAGAACAUCCUUAUCGCCUCGCCUCGCCCACUCCGAGUUAAGAUUGGGGACUUCGGCACGUCGAAGUAUAUCAAGGAAACAGAACUCAGAACAAGAGUUGGGACAGUGGAAUAUACAGCGCCUGAAGUCCUGGGCCUGUGGACGUCAAAAACCAAGAGGAACCGUUUUCCGUACGCCUUGGAUAUAUGGUCAAUGGGAUGUAUCUUUUACGAGAUGAUUACUUCUAAAAGACCAUUCACCUUGGUUCAUUUGACCUCCACUGCGAUAUCAACCUCUAUUGUGGAGACUGAGACUGGGCUCGAAACAGGUGUAGAGGUUGGAGAGGAGAUGGACAUGCAACUCUUUCUGAAGUUUUGUUCAGGUGCUAUACCUCUUCCGUUGGAGGAAUUCGAAUGUCUUGGGGCGAGUAAGGAGGCAGGGUUAUUUGUAAAAGCAGUUUUACAAGCAGACCCGUCGAUGAGACCUUCAGCCUUGGAAUGUCUUGAAGAGGCUAAACGUAUGGUUGAUAUAUAA